Daldinia caldariorum is the source of this 1008-nucleotide messenger RNA. RefSeq lists its product as uncharacterized. The transcript has a single exon. Bases 206 to 724 code for a protein of 172 amino acids. The record is from RefSeq and is a predicted model, not a curated record. NCBI's taxonomy places the organism in Eukaryota, Fungi, Ascomycota, Sordariomycetes, Xylariales, Hypoxylaceae.
UCCUACUUCGUACGACGGCAAAGCAAGCCACUUGAAAAAGACUGGCGGCUCAUCGCAAAUACGUACAUCGAGUGGAUUCAGAUAAAACUUACUACGGUUGCUCUAGAAGGUUCAGCUCUCUAAUUCGAAGAGCUAGGAGCCCGGGCCGGUUCGGCUGACAGGUAACUAAUGCUUCUCUUCCCCGGCAAAGCAACCAUAAUUGGGAAUGGUGCUUUUACGAUUUCAUAUUCUCCAUACAGUAUGGGCAAGACUGUCCCAGGCCACGAUUCAAGCCGCAGAUGUUCUGGAGCUAUCGACUCGGCGGAGAUUACACCCAUUGCCGCGGGUCAGUCCAGUAGCAUGCGUUGGAAUCCAUGCAGCCAUGAGUAGAAGUACCCAUAUACAGGACAUGGGCUAUGGACUACAAGGGCAACACGGACUUACACAGGCUACGCCAUGGAUUUUACCAGUCUGUCUUCCUUUCGUCUUGGCCCCGUUGACCCAUGCCAUAGCAAGCAUGGACGGAACAGAAAUUACCUGCUCCCCGUGCACGGCUACAUUCACCGGCCACACCUUAACCAUCCCUGGUUGGUUUUUUUUUUAUAGGUUUGCACCCUUAUGGUUUUUAGGGUUAGGUAUGCAUUCUUUUUGCUUUGUCCCAUACCCGGUCUUGGAUAAUAAGCCAAUCCACCUUCUCAUUUCUCGAUACGACAUAGGAGGGAAAAUUUUUUUUAUUUCCAAAUAGUUCAUUUUACUCCCUUCACUGCAAGACAUGCCAAAGGUACAUCAAGUACACAGAGAAGGGAUAGGAUAGAACGGCAUAGAUGGAUACCUAUUCUCUGAUACCAUCGGCCUAGUAUCAGAUGUGACUCAUACGAGUAGGACGUCAUGUACGUUUAUGUCCUGAUGCCCUGCGAGCAGAAAUUUCUGGAUGCAAUGAUGUCCAAUGUCUGUAAGCUGAACGGGCCUUGUAAGUUGUUUGGUCAAUGGGGACCCGGCUUAAGACCACUGACCACAUCGACCACACUU